Messenger RNA from Cryptosporidium muris RN66, 1860 nucleotides. RefSeq lists its product as uncharacterized. Bases 1 to 1860 code for a protein of 619 amino acids. The transcript has a single exon. NCBI's taxonomy places the organism in Eukaryota, Apicomplexa, Conoidasida, Eucoccidiorida, Cryptosporidiidae. The record is from RefSeq and is a predicted model, not a curated record.
AUGGAAAGCGAUGAUUUGAUUAGAGCCGUUGGUGAAUACAAAUUUAAUUCGAAUUUGAUAUCAGCUUCUGAUCUAAGUCCUAAUCUGUCAGGUUUACAGCAAGGAGCAGACAAUAUAAUACAGGAUGGCUAUUAUAUAAACAAUAGAAACGUUGAUAUGUUUAGCUUUAAUAGUAAUUUUAAUGUAAAUAAUGCUAAAGAUGAAGAGGUUACAAAACUUUCCUCUGUAUCUAUUUGUGAGCUGCGAUAUAUAGUACUGAUAUGCAUUGAGUGGAGACUAAAACAUCAUUUGGACUCUAGUUGUACAGAUACUCUGCAGACAUCUGUUGAUUUUACAAGUCAAAAUUUGUCAAUAAUCAGGAAUAAUACUUCUAGAGUGGUAGAUUUGUCUGUAUUAAUUCCAAGUGAUGAUAUGAUUCUCUCAAGUUUAUAUUUGUACAAAUCGUGCAUUAGUAAGCUACAAAGAGAGGAACUUGAAUUACAAAUUGUUAGUAAUAUAAUGAGAUUGAUUGAUAGCAAUUCAUUUGAUCUAGAGAAGAAAAGGAUGCAGUAUCCCAUUAACCAUCGCAUUUCUUAUUUUAAUAGUAAUUCAACAGAAGUAGGUCUACAGGAAGAAUUUGGUUUACAUCAAUUACCUAUACCAUAUGUUACAACAUUUCUUGGUACUGAGGUUAAUAAUGGAGUCAAUAGUAUUGGAGAUAUAAUAAAUACAGUGGAGCAUCCCAGUGGCUUAAAUUUAGCAAACAUUGCAAGUACUCCAACAGUACUUAGUUUAUUACAAAAGAAAUUUUACGUACUACUACCCAGUGAUAUAUCAAUAUCUUUUGAAAAUAAUGAGAGUGAAUUGGAGAAUAACAAUAAUGUUAACUCUACUGAUGAUUGUGGACAAUUGAAAUAUGAGAGUACCCCAAUGUCACUUGGAUCUCUUACUCACUUUCUUGGACUAUGUAAACCGUGUGUAUUUGUAAAUAAGACAAAUAAGAAAUGCCGAAAUGGAGUAACAUGUUGUUUUUGUCAUCAUCAACAUAAAGAAAGGAAAAGAGGUAAACGUUAUAAAAAUAAUGGAAAUAAUAGCUCUAAUAACUGCAAUAAUGGAAACUUAUCCACAAACAUUAAUAACUAUUAUAAUAUUAACCAGGCAGAUAAUUAUUUGAGAUCAGUAACAUCUAUAAAUGUACAAUCAAAUCCCCUUAAUAGUAUGAAUAACAACAAAAAUCCAUCUAGAGCAAGUCAACUUAGGUAUUUUAUACCACCUCCACCACCUCCUCCUACUCUGUCAUCUGCAUUGCCAAUGUUUAGUAGUGAAAAAUGUGCAAAUAUAUCAGACUGUAUAGGACCUGUUGCAACAACAGCUUCAGCAGGAUAUUUAUCGCAUAGUCUUACUUGUCAAUCUCAAAUAAAAACUACAUCAGUUAAUAACUUUGAUACUUAUACAUGUGAUAGUAGUCAGAAUUCAAUAACAAAUGGGGUUAGUCACUGGAAUAGUUAUAUUAAUAAUCCCAAAGAUAACUUUUCAUCAUGGAUUAACCAUCUACCAGAAACAAGUCUGAAUUGUAAUAAUUCAAAUUGUUGGGAUAUGAAACACCAAGCACAAUGUGACGAACUUAACAAUCUAGUAUGUAGGAAUUGGUCUAAUAUAUUUCAAACAAUAAAACCCUCAAAUCGAGAAGUAUUGGAAAGUAAUACAGAAACUAAGGAGUCAAUAUCAAGUGAAAUCCAACAAGUACUAGAUAUGAACAAUGAUAUGUGGCAAAACAAAGCAUCACUAAUAGUACCUCCUUUUCUAAGAGAUGGUUCUAGCAUAACUGAUGAAGAAUUAUCCUCACCACUAAAUCUGGAUUUUUGCUUUCUGAAUUUGUGA